This is a messenger RNA of Purpureocillium lilacinum, 1125 nucleotides long. The record is from RefSeq and is a predicted model, not a curated record. NCBI's taxonomy places the organism in Eukaryota, Fungi, Ascomycota, Sordariomycetes, Hypocreales, Ophiocordycipitaceae.
AUGUUCAGACCGGAUCGACUCAUUCACGACUUCGUGCACAUGAAGGGCGAGCAUCGAGCAGAUGAGGCCCUUCACACGCUCAAGAGGAUAGCCUCCAUGGUGAAGCCUCUCAUGCGUGCCCGGCGGUGGCACGUUGGCAAGCUUGUCGAGUUCUACCCUCCGACAACGACAGGCCAGACCCUCCUAGGACUCAACUAUGACCGGGGAAGAAAGAUAUGCCUGAGACUACGGCAUCCUGGCGACCGCCGCCAAUUUCUCCCUUUCGAGCAGGUCCUGGACACGAUGCUGCACGAGCUCGUCCACAUUGUCCACGGUCCCCACGAUGACCAGUUCCACAAGCUCUGGGACCAGCUGCGCGACGAGAUGCAGAGCCUUCUGAACAAAGGCUACACCGGAGAAGGCUUCUUGACCGAGGGUCGUCGCCUGGGCGGUGCCAGAGUUCCCGAGAACGAACUGCGACGGCUGGUACGGCAAGCUGCAGACGAUCGCCGCAAGAACCAGGCCGGAGCAGCACUCGGCCGACGGCUGGGUGGCGCGGCCCCAAGGCCUGGACAAGACAUCCGCAGGGUCAUUGCCGACGCCGCCGACCGACGGAGACGGGUUCUUCGAGGCUGUGCCGAGGAGAGCCUCAGUCAGCGCGAGAUUCAGGAGAUUGCAGACCAGGCUACACACAACGGCUUCCGCACUCAAGCAGAAGAGGACGAAGCGAAUGAGGCAGCCAUUUCCCAAGCUCUGUGGGAGCUGGUACAAGAAGACGAGAAGAAGAGGCUUGGUGACGCCUAUAUCCCGCCCUCGGAUACCAUACCAGAACAGUACCGGCAGGGCCUUGCUGGGUCUGCGCAAUCCACUGACGGAACGGCAGGGACGCAGCGUGCAACGACAUAUCCUGCAAAGUCUUCGAAAACCCUGCUGCAGAGGGACAGCACAGACGAGACAGCUGGCUUCUGGGAGUGUGAGGCUUGCACACUGCGCAACCCUACAAAGUACCUCUGCUGCGACGCCUGUGGCCUCGAACAGCCGCAACACAAGAAGCGGAGGAUGUCCACCCAAAGACAAAGGAAAGGGGCGUCGCACGUCGCAGAUCCAGCAGCGCAGCCCGCCAGCGCCAUUGACGUGGACCUGUAA